Molecule: messenger RNA, 6078 nt
Organism: Talpa occidentalis (Iberian mole)
Lineage: Eukaryota; Metazoa; Chordata; Mammalia; Eulipotyphla; Talpidae
Gene: POLA1
Product: DNA polymerase alpha 1, catalytic subunit
Exons: 37
Coding region: 55-4413 (1452 amino acids)
Biological process (GO): lagging strand elongation; DNA replication; leading strand elongation
Cellular component (GO): alpha DNA polymerase:primase complex
Molecular function (GO): DNA replication origin binding; chromatin binding; single-stranded DNA binding
Source: RefSeq, a predicted model, not a curated record
GGCCCCCGCGCCAGUUUCGGGCUGGUUGGCGCGUAAUCGGGAGACUUGAGGACCAUGGCGCCGGUGCACGGUGACGACUGCGAGCUGGGGGAGAGCGAUUCAGGGAGUUUUUUAGCUUCUCGAUCCAGGCGAGAAAAGAAAUCAAAGAAAGGGCGUCAGGAAGCUCUUGAAAGACUGAAAAAGGCUAAAGCUGGUGAGAAGUAUAAAUAUGAAGUUGAGGACUUCACAAGCGUUUAUGAAGAAGUUGAUGAAGAACAGUAUUCGAAGCUGGUACAGGCACGCCAGGAUGAUGACUGGAUUGUGGAUGAUGAUGGUAUCGGCUAUGUGGAGGAUGGCCGAGAAAUUUUUGAUGAUGACCUUGAAGAUGAUGCCCUUGAGAAAGGAAAAGGUGAUAAAGUACGCAACAAAGACAAGAGGAGUGUAAAAAAGGCUGCAGUGACAAAACCAAACAAUAUCAAGUCAAUGUUCAUUGCUAGUGCUGGGAAGAAAACCGCAGAUAAAGCUGUAGACUUGUCCAAGGAUGAUCUGCUAGGUGACAUUCUACAGGAUCUGAACACUGAGACACCUCAUGUAACUCCACUACCUGUACUGAUACCGAAGAAAAAAAGGUCCAUGGGAACCUCACUGAAUCCUUUCUCUGUGCAAACCCCCAAGGCAGUUCCUUCAGGAAAAACUGCUUCCCCUGUCUCAAGAAUGGAGCCUCCAUUAACUGCCGUUCCUCUUAAACGUGCUGAAUCUUCUGAUGACAAGGAGUCGGGGGCAAUGGAUUUUGAAGAUGGUGACUUUGAUGAGCCCAUGGAAGCUGAGGAGGUGGACGUGGAGCCUGUGGCUACCAAGACUUGGAACCAAGAGAGUGAGCCAGCAGAGGGGUUGAAACACGAGGCGGAUCCUGGGCAAGGGAGCACGUCCUACUCAGGAGAUUUUCUCCCAGAUGUCUCUUGUUGGGAUAUUGAUCAGGAAGAUGCCAGCAGUUUUUCAGCCCAGGAAGUUCAGGUGGAUUCCAAUCACCUCCCACUGGUUAAAGGGGCAGAUGAGGAACAGGUGUUUCAGUUUUACUGGCUGGAUGCUUAUGAAGAUCAGUACAGCCAACCAGGUGUGGUAUUUCUGUUUGGCAAAGUUUGGAUUGAAUCAGCCAAAACCCAUGUGAGCUGUUGUGUCUUGGUGAAAAACAUCGAGCGAACACUGUAUUUCCUUCCCCGGGAAACGAAAAUUAACCUAAAUACAGAGAAAGAAACAGGAGCUCCAGUUACAAUGAAGGAUGUUUAUGAUGAAUUUGAUGAGAAAAUAGCAGCAAAACACAAAAUUAUGAAGUUCAAGUCCAAGAUAGUGGAAAAGAACUAUGCUUUUGAGAUACCUGAUAUUCCAGAAAAAUCUCAGUAUUUGGAAGUUAGAUACUCGGCUGAAAUGCCACAGCUUCCUCAGAGUUUGAAGGGAGAAACCUUCUCUCAUGUAUUUGGAACCAACACAUCCAGCUUGGAACUAUUCUUGAUGAACAGAAAGAUCAAAGGACCUUGUUGGCUUGAAGUAAAAAAUCCACAGCUCGUGAAUCAGCCAAUUAGCUGGUGUAAAGUUGAGGCAAUGGCUUUGAAACCAGACCUGGUGAAUGUAAUUAAGGAUGUCAGUCCUCCUCCGCUUGUGGUGAUGUCUUUUAGUGUGAAGACAAUGCAGAAUGCAAAGACACAUGAAAAUGAGAUUAUCGCUAUGGCAGCUUUGAUCCAUCACAACUUUGCAUUAGAUAAAGCACCCCCACAGCCUCCCUUUCAGUCACACUUCUGUGUUGUAUCUAAGCCAAAGGACUGUAUUUUUCCAUAUGAUUUGAAAGAAAGCAUUAAUAAAAAGAAAGUGAAGGUUGAGGUUGCUGCAACAGAAAGAACACUGCUAGGUUUUUUCCUGGCAAAAGUUCACAAAAUUGAUCCUGAUAUCAUUGUGGGUCAUAAUAUUUAUGGAUUUGAACUGGAAGUGCUGUUGCAGAGAAUUAAUAUGUGCAAAGUUCCUCACUGGUCCAAGAUAGGUCGACUGAAGCGAUCCAACAUGCCAAAGCUUGGGGGUCGGAGUGGAUUUGGUGAAAGAAGUGCGACCUGUGGCAGAAUGAUCUGCGAUGUGGAAAUUUCAGCAAAGGAGUUGAUUCGUUGUAAAAGCUACCAUUUGUCUGAACUUGUUCAACAGAUUCUGAAACGUGAAAGGGUUGUAAUCCCAAUGGAAAAUAUACGAAAUAUGUACAGUGACUCUUCUCAGCUGUUAUACCUGUUGGAACACACCUGGAAUGAUGCCAGGUUCAUUUUGCAGAUCAUGUGUGAGCUAAAUGUUCUUCCAUUAGCAUUGCAGAUCACUAGCAUCGCCGGGAACAUUAUGUCUAGGACACUGAUGGGUGGACGAUCUGAGCGUAACGAGUUCUUGUUGCUUCAUGCGUUUUAUGAAAACAACUAUAUUGUACCUGACAAGCAGAUUUACAGAAAGCCUCAGCAAAAACUGGGAGAUGAAGAUGAAGAAAUCGAUGGAGAUACCAAUAAAUACAGGAAAGGUCGCAAGAAAGCGGCUUAUGCCGGAGGCUUGGUGCUGGACCCCAAAGUUGGUUUUUAUGAUAAGUUCAUUUUGCUUCUGGACUUCAACAGUUUAUAUCCUUCCAUCAUUCAGGAAUUCAAUAUUUGUUUUACAACAGUGCAAAGAGUUGCUUUAGAAGAACAGAAAGUUGCAGAGGAUGAAGAACAAGAACAGAUUCCUGAGCUGCCAGAUUCAAGCUUAGAAAUGGGCAUUUUGCCCAGGGAGAUCCGGAAACUGGUAGAGCGGAGAAAACAAGUUAAAAAUCUAAUGAAACAGCCAGAUUUAAAUCCAGACCUUAUUCUUCAGUAUGACAUUCGACAGAAGGCUUUGAAGCUCACAGCAAACAGUAUGUACGGCUGCCUGGGAUUUUCAUACAGCAGAUUUUAUGCCAAACCACUGGCUGCUUUGGUGACAUACAAAGGAAGGGAGAUUUUGAUGCACACUAAAGAGAUGGUACAGAAGAUGAAUCUUGAAGUUAUUUAUGGAGAUACAGAUUCAAUUAUGAUAAACACCAAUAGCACCAAUCUGGAAGAGGUAUUUAAAUUGGGGAACAAGGUAAAAAGUGAAGUGAAUAAGUUGUACAAACUGCUUGAAAUAGACAUCGAUGGUAUUUUCAAGUCUCUGCUACUGCUGAAGAAAAAGAAAUAUGCGGCCCUUGUUGUGGAGCCAACAUCAGAUGGGAAUUACUCCACCAAACAGGAGCUGAAGGGAUUAGAUAUAGUUAGAAGAGAUUGGUGUGAUCUUGCUAAAGACACUGGAAACUUUGUCAUUGGCCAGAUUCUUUCUGAUCAAAGCCGGGACACUAUAGUGGAAAAUAUUCAGAAGAGGUUAAUGGAAAUUGGAGAAAGUGUGCUAAAUGGCAGUGUCCCAGUGAGCCAGUUUGAAAUUAACAAGGCAUUGACAAAGGACCCCCAGGAUUACCCUGACAAAAAAUGCCUUCCUCAUGUACAUGUUGCCCUCUGGAUCAAUUCUCAAGGUGGCCGAAAGGUGAAAGCUGGCGACACUGUGUCAUAUAUCAUCUGUCAGGAUGGGUCAAAUCUCAGUGCCAAUCAGAGGGCCUAUGCGCCUGAGCAGCUGCAGAAACAGGACAGUUUAAUCAUUGACAUCCAGUACUACCUGGCCCAGCAGAUUCACCCAGUUGUGGCUCGGAUCUGUGAGCCAAUAGAUGGAAUUGAUGCAGCCCUCAUUGCAACGUGGUUGGGACUCGACCCUACUCAAUUUAGAGUUCAUCAGUAUCAUAAAGAUGAAGAGAAUGAUGCUCUACUUGGUGGCCCAGCACAGCUCACCGAUGAAGAGAGAUACAGGGACUGUGAAAGAUUCAAGUGUCCCUGUCCUACAUGUGGGACCGAGAACAUUUACGAUAGUGUCUUCGAUGGUUUGGGAACCAGUAUGGAACCCAGCUUGUACCGUUGCAGUAACAUACACUGUAAGGCUUCACCUCUAUCCUUUACAGUACAGCUGAGCAACAAAUUAAUCAUGGAUAUUAGACGUUGCAUUAAAAAAUAUUAUGAAGGCUGGUUGAUUUGUGAGGAGCCAACAUGUCGAAAUCGAACUCGGCACCUUCCCAUUCAGUUCUCUCGAAAUGGACCUGUUUGCCCAGUCUGCCUGAAAGCUACCCUUCGACCAGAGUAUUCUGACAAGACCCUGUACACCCAGCUGUGCUUUUACCGGUACAUUUUUGAUGUGGACUGUGCACUGGAGAAACUUAUUACCGAUCAUGAGAAAGAGAAACUGAAGAAGCAAUAUCUGACCCCCAAAGUUCUUCAGGACUACAAAAAACUCAAGAACACAGCAGAGCAGUUCUUGUCCCGAAGUGGCUACUCCGAAGUGAGCCUCAGCAAACUCUUCGCGGACUGUGCUGUGAAGUCCUGAGGGAGUCCCAGGAGUGAGCAAGGCUGGUGGUGGGAGACUAGCAGCCACCUGGGCACCUCCACCAUGGCCCUCACUGCUUCUCUGGCAUCUGCUUUUUCCUUUGGGACUGCAGCUCAUGUUGGUGUGGAUGGGACUUGGGAGCGGGAUUAUUAAGGAAAACUGGGGGAAAAAAAUCGGUCUCCCAAGCAGCAGAGAAAACCCCAACAGCCUUCCUAUUACAGUCUCCCACGGAAAAUUGAAGCAUGACCCUGUAGCCCUUUGCUAAGCACCCGAAGAGCUUGCCGCUUCCUAGAAAGGACUGGAUUUCUAGGGGAGGGGUCGGUGAGGGCAGGGGCAUGAAUUGAGAGUGGCUGGAAUGCAAGUGACCCCAGGCUUUGCCCCCAGCCUUCAGCAGAGGUACCUCUAGAACGGGGUUCUGUGGAGCCUGGUAGAUGCCCUGCUAUUUUGCCUUCUCACACGCCAGUUAAACCCAGUCUGAACCCACACGCUUCCCAGCCGCUGGCUCCGGGAGUGGCUGUCCUUUCCAGUGUCCUCUGUCUUGUCGGUGGCCCAGGGGCGAGUUAGAAGCCCUGCACUGACUCCCUAGGCUAAGCAGCGCUCACUUGUUUAUUGAAUUGCCCCAGAGUCCAACACACUCACACUCCUUUUUUUCCUUAAGUAGGAAAUUCAGGUGGAGGUUCGUACAAUAGAAAAUCACAUUUAAAAUAAUUUGAUAUCCUAUAACAUUUCAUUAACGAUGUGUAGAGGUUGGGAUGAGGAUCUUCGUUGUAUUCAGAAAAACUGCGGGGAGGGAUGGCUAAUUGGCCCUGGCACUGUUUUCCUCAGUUCUUCACAAGGGAACCCUUUUUGCCAGAGGCCAAGUGUAUCUGAGUGUAGCGGUCUUAGCUUUCAUGCGUUAUCCGUAAGAGUAUAGGAACAGAAUCUAUUUCCCCUUGCAUAACCGUGCUAUAUAUUUUUAAAGAGAACUCCGUGUUUUACAAAAGAAAAAUACAUUGUGCUCUUCCUGCUAAAGAAUAAAGUUUCCUAAAGGGCAAGCAGUUGUGGUGCGUCCGUGUCCGGGGGCAGAUGUUGACCAGAGGGGUGGCCAGCGCCUUCCCACACUUCAGCCUGCUUUCUUCUCUGCCGCCCAGGUCAGAAUUCAGCUCAGAUGCUCCGCGUGCUGUAGGCCCGAAGGGCUCUGCGUGGCGUUCGGGAGUUCUGCGGACCUUGAAGAGAUGAAGUGUGGUUUCUCCUGUGUUGGGCCAAUUUAGACAGCCAGGGAGACCCAAGCCAAGACCCGGUGGUGUUUGGGAAGCAAGGUCCGUGGCUCCUGGGACAAAGUCUUCCCACAAGAGACUGGUCCCCCAGCGUGGCCCCCAGGGGAGGAAUCCAUGUGAAAGCAAUAGAGAAAAGGGCACCGAGGUCUUGCUUUCCGAGGUCUUGCUUUCGCCUUCUCUUGUCUCUCCCCACCCUGUCCUUUCUCCUCUUUAGAAACCAUCUGGGCUGAGGGCUGUGUCUGUUGGUUGAUUAAUGCCCUGGUACUUCAGGCUCAGCAGCCUGUCAAUAGUUGCAGCACCUGAGUUGCUUGGAGAAACUAAGGGGCCGGUGUGGUUUUCCACUGCUAAGUCAUAUGGUUAAUAGAGCUGGUUCUCUGUGCGCGCUUCUGGAACCCAUGCCCCCUCUUUG